This is a messenger RNA of Zootermopsis nevadensis, 1639 nucleotides long. RefSeq names its product Molybdenum cofactor synthesis 2B (gene Mocs2B). Gene Ontology annotation, molecular function: molybdopterin synthase activity. Gene Ontology annotation, cellular component: molybdopterin synthase complex; cytosol. Gene Ontology annotation, biological process: Mo-molybdopterin cofactor biosynthetic process. Lineage: Eukaryota; Metazoa; Arthropoda; Insecta; Blattodea; Termopsidae. The record is from RefSeq and is a predicted model, not a curated record.
GCAAUACCAACAUACAAGACAGUUACAGAUUAACAUCUUGCGUUUUUUUUUGCGUGUUAUUUAUCAUAAUGCCAACAUAGUACCCAGUUCAGCUAAUACCAACGUACCCAGUUUAUGACGUUAUCCUAGUUCAUUGCGGUGAAGGUUCAAAUAUGAUGGCUGUACUUUUGUACUGAUGAAGGUUAAAUUUACAAGUACAAGAAGAACAAUUGUCAUUGGCUAUGGAUUUUGUGAAAAUUGUGAAUUCAAAACUCAGCGUUGAAGAAAUUUCAAACUUAGUUUCUUCACCAUCAUGUGGUGCAAUAUCUCUUUUUGUUGGCACAACCAGAGAUAAUUUUGAGAAUAAACAGGUAGUGCAUUUGGAGUAUGAAGCUUAUGUUCCGAUGGCAGAGAAAGCAAUGAAGAAGGUGUGUGAAGACAUUCGGGGGAAGUGGCAAGUGGAACAUAUAGCUAUAUAUCAUAGGUUAGGCAUUGUUCCUGUGAUGGAGGCAAGUUUAGUGAUAGCAUUAUCGUCGCCACACCGAGCAGAGUCUCUCCAAGCUGUCCAGUAUGCUAUUGAUACCGUUAAGUCGUCAGUACCCAUCUGGAAGAAAGAAGUGUAUGCUUCUGAACAGGCGGAGUGGAAGGAAAACACAGAAUGUGCGUGGAGAACAGACAGAAUCUUGCUGAAUAAGAUAAAAGUGGAAUCAUCUGAAGAAAUACAAGAACUAGAAGGUGAAGAAGAGUUCAAAAAUCAGAAGUCUCAUUCUGUAACUACAGUAGUGCCACCACACUUCAUCCAAAUUAAAGCUGGAUCUGAAGAAAUUGCACGUCGUAUAAAUUCGUUUAUCGAACGAAAGCGAGAGCAGGUGAACUUGGGAAAUAUUCAAGAUUUUUGUUACCAUGACAGUGCACCAGCAAGUGAUAGCUCAUGUGCAAGAGUUGAUGCUCUAUUGAUUGCAAGAAAAGACAGUAAAAGUCACCUGCGUGUUCGACGUGUGUUGAAUACUUGGGGUCCACAAACAAGAGGAAUUGAUCCAGGAUCUAUGGGCUGUACUAACCCUCAGGAUCCAGUAAGCACACUGUUCAAGCAGGAUGUGAAUGAUGAAUCGUCAAAAUGUCUGGAAGAUGUUAAACCUGAUGUAAAGGAUGGAAUGACUGGGCCUGUGGGGUUGGAAGAGAGGCUGAACAAUGCAGAAUGUCAUUUGAAAAUGCAUGGUCCCAUGCCAAGGGACAUCUAUUCUCGUCUUAAACAAAUUGAGAAUCGCAUACUUCAUUUAGAAGGACUUUCACCUGAAUACUUCCAGUUCUGGGUAAAUGCUCCAUUUAAAGAGGAAUCAGAAGUACAUUACAGACCAGUAAGAAAGCGGACAUACUCUACUUCAGAGUUAGAAAACAAGUUAUGUGCUUUGGAAUACAAGAUAUCAAUGAAAGGAAAAUAAUGAUCACAGACUAUGCCAUAUUUCAGUUCCUGACACCAGAACCAUAACACAUUGAAGUUGUAGUGGUCUUUGUAGGAAUUGGUUUUCACAGCAGUGAGUUUGAAGAUGGCUGUCUUCUUGGUUGUUGUGCCAUGUAGUCUGGUAGAAGUUUACCAGCAUUUCAGAGGUUGCUACAACAGUGUUAUGAAAAUUGGAGAAUAAAUUACAUAUAUUUUUGA